Molecule: messenger RNA, 2076 nt
Organism: Aureobasidium vineae
Lineage: Eukaryota; Fungi; Ascomycota; Dothideomycetes; Dothideales; Saccotheciaceae
Source: the annotation of a GenBank genome assembly
AUGAGCGGCGACAAGGCAGACGACUUUGGCUUCGGCCGAGACGCCCUCGCGCUGCAGCCGAUAGCGAGCGCUCCAAUCCACGACAACAACAAUAGNACGCCUGUCGACUCCAUCUCCUCCCCUCCUCAACACUCACACGCCCAGUCGUCCACGCCACGCCAUGACCGACGAAGGCCCACGCUAGACGACCGUCGCCAGCCCAGCAUCCGCCUGCGCCGCCUCGGAUCCGCCAGCACCCUAGGCUCGCAACACACGACUGCGACGACUGACUUCGCUGCAAAGCCUUCGGCAGACACGUCUGGCAGGCGCCGCUCGUCGUCCGAGCCCCAGCGUCCACCAUGGGUCGCCGCCAACGCCAACAACCUCAACACCCUGAGCCUUCCGAGAGGUGCCGCACGUCCUACUUCUACCCAUAUGCCUCGCCUGGAAGAGGAGACAGGACGCCCAUCCACAACCAUCCCUCCGGACGUCGACAUUGAGCAAUUGGCCGCUAUCGGAGACCCCGCGACUUUCGAAGAGCCCAUGCGUCCAGGUCUUUGGAAGAGAGCAAGCGUCGCCGCCCUUCAGCCCUUCAGGCGUCAGCCGCACCCUGAAGACAACGACCUGGGAGUCACCCCGAGAAGAAGGCCCCGGCGAGGAACUUGGGCAAACGAAUAUGACUCUGAUCUGGUUGACAUUCUCGAUGUUGUGGAUCCCGAGGUGGCUACUCUGGCAACUCUUACUAACGUCCAAAACUCACUGUUCAUUCCGGACUUGGGCUCGUUCCUGAACCGUCGUCCAACUUAUAAUCUGACUCGUGAACCAAGCUUCUUCCGUGAUCACCAUCCACCAGCCAAAGCGCCUUCCGUCAAGCCUCCUUCCAUCAUGACUCAAAACCGCAUCGAGACAGAUGCUGCAGAUGUCGAAGAUCGUCCGGGUAUGGAUCGCACUUUUACCAUUGCCUCGCACUUGAGCGACACCGAGGAUCACUACGCCGUUCUUCCUCAUGGCCUCAGUCUCGAAGGUUGGAGUCUGGCCGAGAAGCAGGAACUGAACGACCAUGUUAGACACAUGUUGCACUCUCGCCGGGCUGCUUUCAAACGCGGCAUGAAGGGCUUUGGUCAAUAUGUUCGCCGCCCCCUUGGCUUGUUCGUCACGGUAUAUGCCACUCUAAUUACUCUGUUUGGACUUGCCUGGGUUCUGUUCCUUAUCGGAUGGAUCAAUGUCGGAGGUCGACAGUCCUAUAUCAUCAACAUCAUCGAUAACGUCCUGGUCGCUCUUUUUGCCAUCAUUGGUGAUGGUUUGGCCCCCUUCCGAGCAGUCGACACGUACCACAUGAUCUACAUCGCACAUUAUCAUCAUUUGACAUGGAGCCUGCGCAAGAAGCGCAACCUUCCAAAGCUCAAGAACGAGAACGAUCUUCCUGUUCAACCCGGCAUCGAUGCCGACGUUGAGACCGGCUCUACCGCCGACGCUACUUCCGUCAACGAGACGGCUUCUGCUCUCAACGCCGAUGCCAAGUCUAACAGAUCAAUGAGCAAAGAUGACGAGGAGAGCGUGCUCACAGAAGAACAGCAGAGAAAGCUCAAGCAUCACGAGGACAAGUUUUCCAAGUCCCACACUUUCUACAAGCCUCACGAAACCGAAACUCACCACGCCUUUCCUCUACGACUUCUCGUUGCUGUUGUCGUCCUGCUCGAUUGUCACUCCCUCCUCCAGAUUGCUCUGGGCACCUGCACAUGGGCCAUCUCCUACCAUGUGCGACCAUUUGCUCUCACGACUGUCAUUUUGUGCUGCUCGAUUACAUGCAACAUUACGGGCGGUAUCCUCAUCAGUAUCGGUGAUCGAAUCACUCGCAAGAAGGAUGUUGUGGAGCGCAUGUUCAGACAGCAGCUCACCGAGCAAGCCAUCCACAAGAUGGAGAAGCGACGUCAGAAGGAGGGUGAACGUAACGAAGAACUGGACAAGGUUGUGACGAAUUCGGACACUGGAAAGUCACCUCUGAACGGUACUGGAUUGGAACCAGGAAGCAAUCCGGUGCAACCCAAAGUGCUUGGUGCUGGAGUGGAUGCGGCAGAAGUGGUCGCCCGUCUAUAA